CUUAAAAGCAUCGGGUAUAGGGGGAAAAACAAAUUAUUUCGAAACAUACAGAGCAUUUAAAUCCACCUUGGUAAAAGCGUUCAUGGCAGCUAGUGAAUUGAACAGGUUUUUUUAUUGUUUCCUCUGUGUUGCAAGAAUUUAAAACUAGGAAACUGGGCCCUGCGGGGCUGGCUGGGCGAGCCCCGCCCACUCCAGAACUACAAGUCCCAGCAGGACCCGCGCUGUGGUGGCUGCGCGCGGUGGGAGCCUGGCGGGAAGCUGCCAUGGAGGAGAAGCUUUGGCGGGUAACGGUGGGGCCGGCUUGGGGCAUGGGUCUGCCGGUGCGGGGUUUGAGGAGGUGGCCAAAUCCUGGGGACGUCCUAGGCCGGUCCUCGGCGCCCCUCACCCGUGCGGGAGGUUCCUUCCUUCUUUCCUGCCGGCCCAGGGCCUAGCGGAGGGGAGCCGGGCGGGUGCUGUGGAAGGUACCGGUGCGGAGCCAGCCCCGGUGCGUUAUCGGAGCCGUCGUCCGUCUCUCGGUCCUUCCGUUCGAGGCACCCGAGUGGUAGCGCUGGGGGUUGUGCUGGGGCCUGCCCAUUGUCGCUCCGCUUCUCUGGCGCUCGGGCGUGCGCGGUUUACGGGUAUAAGCGAACCCGUGGCGUUUUCUUGCCCUUUUGAGGGUAGGGGGACGGGCGAGACGUGGUCGCCGAUGGGUUUUGCAGUCUCUGUUCGCUCGCUUCAUCCUCUGCUACCUACUAGAUAACACCCUGAGCUUCCUGACUUUGAAGUAUCAGCUCACAGCCGGUUUAAGAUGCCAGCUUAUAAAGACCUUGGGCACCUGCAGUUCUUGAGUUUCAAGUCUUUCUUACUGGAGAGAGUGGCAGAAAGGUGUAUUUCACGCUAUGUUUGUGAACUUGAUUUUCCUUAAGUAUUAGGGUUUUCAUCUACAAGUAAUUAGUGCUGUUUGUUUCCAAGGGAUUGAUGAUUUUCUCCCCAGCGUAGUUCAGGGUGAUGUUUGCUGUUUGCAGUGUACAUAAGCCAAGAUGUUGGUAUGGUAGAAGCAUAAAGAAGGACAUUCUAGAAAGAAGCGUCUUUUGAAGUUAUAAGGUUGGGUCCUUUUCCGUCAGGUUGCUUGGAUAGCCUUAGACAAGAAUUUGUUACAUCACUAUUGAACUUCCAUGUGUUCAGUUAUCAGUUAUGAUCUAAUCUUUCAGUGCCACCAUAGACCACCAUGUUGAUCUCUUCAAUUUCUGAUCUCCCUUUCAGUGGGAGAAAUUGUACUCUGCAGGACUUGGGCCUGCACACUCUAGUAACUCUUUGUUCCCUGUGAACCCAUAGAGACUAUUUCCAAUGAUCACGGUUUGGGCAGUUUUAUCCCAUGCUGCUUUAAUGCAUUUUUUUACCAGCUGCCUAAAUACCCAUUUAACAUCUCUUGAAUCAUUAGUGUGUCUGUAGCAAAUGAGUCAUGCAAAUAAAAAGACAAAAAUUUAUCACCUGGAGAUAAGCAAGUGUCCAGAGAAAUGAAGGAGACUAAAAGCAAAAUGGUUUUCUAAACUUAAGAGGGUGUUUCAAAAAGAGACAAAGGAAGCUAUCUUCCCUUUUUCUGCCUGCGUUUUAAACUGAUGUAGUAGGAGGGGUUUUUUUCAGGAAUGUAGAUGUUUUGGGUUUGUGUGGUAAGGUUUUGGUAAGGGGGAUUGCAGGGUGGCUUCUGUGAGAAGCUGCUAGAAGCUUCCCCCAUGUCCAACAGAGCCAAUGCCAGCCGGCUCCAAGACAGACCCACUGCUGGCCAAGGCCGAGCCCAUCAGUGACAGUGGUAGUGCCUCUGGGAUAACAGAGCUAAGAAGGAAAAAAAAAAAAGGAGCAACAGCUUUUGCAGCCAGAGGGAGGAGUGAGCAGACGUGGCAAACUCUGCAGACACCCAGGUCAGUGCAGGAGGAGGUGCUCCAGGUGCCGGAGCAGAGAUCCCCCUGCAGCCUGUGGUGAAGACCAUGGUGAAGCAGGCUGUCCCCCUGCAGCCCAUGGAGGAAGGAUGGUGGGGAGCAGAGAUUCCACCUGCAGUCCAUGGAGGACCCCACGCUGGAGCAGGUGGAGGCACCUGAAGGAGGCUGUGACCCUGUGGGAAGCCCACACUGGAGCAGGCUCCUGGCAGGACCUGUGGCCCCGUGCAGAGAGGAGCCCACAGCAGAGCAGGUUACUUUAUGGUUAAAGAAAAUAUAUGGUAAUGAGCCUAUUCCACAGUAUGAAGUGAAUGCAAGGACUGUUGAUAUCUUGCAUGACCUUGCAGAAUUCAAUGAAGCCAGAGACAGGGAUGUUUCUUUGCUGAUAGAGUACAUGAAACAGAAGGAAGCAGAAUAUGAGGCAGAAGCUAACUAUCUAGCAGGCCUUCUCACAGAAAGCCUGGAUCUGUCCGAAUCCAGCCUGUCCAAGGAAGGCAUCAGAUACCUCAAUGUCCUAGUAGACACUGCAAUGACACUUGAAAUGAAGGACACUUCUCUUGCCAGCUGCUUCUGUGCCAUCGAUGAUCUGACUUCGGAGCUGUAUGCAGCAGAAUCAGAAAACAGAGAAAUUAAACUGGAAUCAAGCAAGAUUAAGGAAAAACUAACUGCAGUGCUGAUGCUGGAAAAAAAGUUAGCAGCGGAUCUUAAAAAAACAGAGGUAUUUCUGGAAAUAGAGAAUGCUAAAGCUGACAGCCGAUCCAAGAACUUGGAGUUCCUGAAAAAUAAAUCUGAGGAUUUCAAAAACAGGAUCAAGGCUGCUGAGGACCAGCUUGCUGCCAUGGCAUUGGACCAGUCGCUGACACAUGAGUCGCUUGUGAGCCUGUCUGAGAAACUGGCUGAACAGCAGGAAGAAAUUGUGGUUUUGAAGAAGAAACUGGAAUUCUACCUAGAUUUACCUCCUAAUCUUUCCCUUGCACAAGUGAAGAUUGAAGAAGUAAAAAGAGAACUGAAUACCUUGGAGGAAGAGCUCUCAAAGGAGGUCAGUUCACUGACUUUUGAGAUGUAGAGGCCCAGCAAACUCCAGUUCACCUGAAGUGACCUGCAUGGAAGAAGAUUUCCCUUCUAUUUAUUGGCACUACUAAAACACUUUGGAAUUCUUACCGUACUUCUGCAGCUUUCUGCUUCACUCUUCCUGUUGGAUGGCACGCUUGUGACCUGCCAGCCAGCACGCUCAUUUUUAGUGGCUUAUGUAGCCUUGCAUUUGUAAACUUCACCUAUUUUUCAUAAAGUAACUCCCAAACUUUUUUCUUUAUCAGUUCUUUUUCUAUAUGUGAUACAGACCUGUAACUGCCCUCCAGAUAGCACCUUCACCAGGAGAUGUCCCUGUCAAGAUUUGAUUGGCCAUUACUAUUUAGAAUUGAACUGAUCAGGAAGCCUGGUUUUCUUUUUGCCUGGAUUGUGCUUUUUCCUGGAGUCCUCUCUUUGGUGGUGCAUGUACGGUGAUGACACACUCUUUACAUUUACUAGUUCAUUGGCUUUUGCUCCCUUGUUUUGUUUUCUCCUGUCACUUCAGGAUUGGGGACACGUAAUUUUUUUUUUCCAUUCAUAGCAUGUCUGAUGUUUACUGAGUUUGUGAAGAUGAUUCUAGACUCGUGCCGGGAGUGCAUCUCAGUUUCAGCGUUUUCUUUAAACAGAAGUGAACAGUUAAAUUUCUCCUUAAUGUCUUCAGCAGGGAUUUGAUAUGUUAAUCAGUGAAUGAUGUUCAUCCUUAUAAAUAGACUUAAGCAAAUGAAAGUAGAUAAUAGCUUUAUGGAUAGUAAAGUCAUAGCUUUAAAAACAACGGCUUUAAAGUAAGACCUUUCUAGGUCUGAAAAUGCACAAAUUUAUUCACAGAACCACUGUGGGAUGUGAUUGUUUUGAAGCUAAAUUGUCCUUUCCAAUUCUACCUCAAAUAUCAUCUUCCAAAAGAGUUCACAGAGCCCCUCUCUUAUUUCCAUGCCACCAUCAUAGCAGCCUUAAACACCCCAGCUUUUAAAAGUUGUUUUGUACUAAAGCCAAAAAUCUGAAAAUUCCCCGUGGAUGGGGGAAAAUCAAAAUCUAGAAAUAGUGGCAGCACCUAGUAUCCCUGAAUUCCCCCUUUGUACUGGGCAGUGUCCUGACAAAUAGCAGCGGUGCUCUCAUGACAAUUUGUAGCUACAUCUGUUUGCAAUUAGAGUUGCAAAAGAUAACGGUAAUGAUAUAGCAUGGUGUGCCUGUCCCCAGGAGCUGUUACUUAACUGUGGAAAUUGAUUUUGCUGAUGUGCAGGAAGAGAGAUUGUUUCUAAUGCUUCAUGUCCUCCCUUCAAGCAACAGGAUCAUGAGAUCUGUAUCUGAUCAUGCUUAGGGCGUAGCUCUGAUUUCUAAGCUGCAAGCUCAGAGUGACACUGGUGUUGGUGAAGUGCCACAGCCCUUUGUGACCUUCAUCUUGUUUUUUUCACUGCAAAAAUGAAUGACCUCAGAGGUAACUGGUGUGAAAUCCAGAGCAGGUGUAGUAGUGCAAGGAUGACUGCAAAUACAGCUACUGCUUAUUAAAAAAAAAAAAAAAAAACAACCCAACCCAGAACAACAAAAAAGGAACACCAAACACCAAAAGAAGGUAAGGGAGCAGUCUUUGAACGUGGAAAGAGCAAGAGCAUAAUCUGAUCUUUCCUGCUGUGGAAGAGGAAAGCAUUCAUAGUCUUGAAAGGCAUCAGAACAUUGCUGGGUAGACACCAGAGAGAGAAUGAUUUAAUAAGAAAGCCAUUGUAAGGCACUAGAGGUCAUGGCCUGCCAAUUAAGGAAUCUUAAUCACUGGAGGCUUAUUUUAAAAGCAGAUCAGAAAUGCUUUGCUUAAGUGUUUAUAAUGCGGGGCAGCAUUGAUCGUGCUUUGGGAUAGGAAGAUGGAUUAGAUGAGGGCUUGAGGAUGCUACCAGCCCUGCUUUUCAACAAGAGUCUCAAGACUUACUCAGCACUAGAUGAAGGCUUUUUAUUGUGCAUGUGUAACCAUGACUCAAGGCUCGGGAGGAUUUCCUGGGGCUGUGGCACUCCCUGAACACCACUUCAUCACUGCACCAGUUGUGAAACCUGGGGAGGUUCUCCCCCUGCGCCUGCAGGGCAGCUGCACCCCUUGGCACGUGCUGCAUCCCAUUCAUUGGCAAAGAGCCUGAACACAGACAGCAGCAGGGCCAGGCUCCCACUUGAGCUGUCCAAAGGUUGCAUGCGUUGACUCUAAGUGUUGGAAACACAGGAAAAAAGUACUCAGCAGCUGCCUUUGACCCUUGUGCCACAGCUGAGCCAUCUGCGAGCACAUGCAACGUAAAUCAGAGGCCAGUUGUUCGGUCCGACAGUUCAGCUUUUGAUAGAAAUGGGGAAAGUUAAAUAAAUGAGACUUAAGCAGCCAGAUUGCUCAGCUCUUCAGUUACAUGUCUGCAUGGGCAGAGUGCCUUGUAGGGCAAGUGGAGGUGUCCUUCCUCGCUGUUGGUGUUCUGGGGUGGUCCAGCUCUUCUGCCACAGGGAUACCUCACAGAGGUCCUGUGGAGACAUGAGCAUGCCAGCCCAAGUGCUUAGCUGAGAAAAUGUUUGAUUUUGGACUCCACCCUCUGCCCUGGCAGCUGUUGAGUGUUUCCAGGGAGGUCACAGCGGGUGGUGAGGAGCUGUGUGGCAGCCUGGAGGGAGGCUGCCAGCUGGACCCCUCGACUGUGGUAUAAUAUGAAAUAAUCACCCAACUGAGAAUGACAUGAAUGCCUGGAGAGGUCUCUGCUGCUUCCAGAUUAUAUCAACUGCUCCACUCUGAAGUCCCAGCUUGAAUUUUGGAGGCACCUGUCCAUUAACACCUGCAAGCUGAGAGCAGUUGUGUUUGCUGGGAGCUUUGCCUGGGGCUCUGGGGCAGCUGCCUGCAGUGUGGGACGAUGUAGGGCUGGAGCUGGAGCCAGGCGGAGCUGCAGACCUCUCAGUUCUAUGCACAAAGUGCAAAAGAUGUGUAUGCUUUAUCACUGUGCGUUCAAUUCCUCCUCCUGGAAAAUGUGAGUAUCUAAAUUCCACCUGGGGGGAAAAAAAAGGAAUUAAAAUUAUGCACUAGAUGUGAAAAACAGUGGUCAGCCUCAAGUUGUAAACUUGUAUACCUUUUACCACAAAGUGACAUGCUGUUCUUAUCAGGCCAAUAUGCAAAUUAAUAAUUGCUUUAGGAAAAAAUAUAAAUAGAAUUCGUCCCCAAAUUAGCUAGGGGAUAGGGAUUUACUUAAAA
This is a messenger RNA of Grus americana (Whooping crane), 6174 nucleotides long. It is a transcript of the gene HAUS1, whose product is annotated as HAUS augmin like complex subunit 1. The transcript is spliced from 9 exons. Gene Ontology annotation, biological process: spindle assembly; centrosome cycle. The record is from RefSeq and is a predicted model, not a curated record. The coding region runs from base 2038 to 2979 and encodes 313 amino acids. Gene Ontology annotation, cellular component: HAUS complex; cytosol. NCBI's taxonomy places the organism in Eukaryota, Metazoa, Chordata, Aves, Gruiformes, Gruidae.